CAUCCCCCCAAAAUUAUUCUCUCCUCUUUCUCGUCGACAAUAUACCGCAAAUAUGGCCUGGUCACAAGUGUCAGCCCACCGCUGGGAGCGUCCCGGAGAUGGCCUUGAGAACUAUUUUGCCUUGAUCGCAUCUCUUUCUGCCGCUGCCUGCAAUGGCAGGCGUCAUUACACCAUUUUCACCAAACUCCAACUUGAGUUGGACAUUCCGGUGACUGAGGUGGAGGCAUCCUUGAAGAAGGCCUGGACGCAGCUGCGGUACGAACAGCCCCAGAUAGCCACAGUCCACAACGGCACAACCAAAGUCUAUGAGGUGCCCGACGAGACAGCCUUGCAGGCUUGGGUUACAUCGACCGUGAUCACGUCUGCAGCGGCCAACGCAGAGGACUUGUACGCCACUAUCACGCCUAUUGCGCAGGCUACUCUGUACUACCUGCCUGCCUCCUCCCAAUUGGUCCUACGUACCCCACAUGAAACGAUCGAUGGCAUUGGAGUCAUUCGGUUGUUGGACCGUCUGCUAAGCAUCCUAGUGUCUCCACCCACGGAGAAUAUCACGUUUGGCGAUGAACCCUCCCGAUUAGCGCCUACCCUUCGUGAAAUCCUCGGGGUGGCUGAGCAACCGACCCCUGAGGAGUUGGAAAGAGUAAUGGCGCUCUAUAAGCCUUACAUGGACUACGCUCCUGGAAUCGGGCCUGUCUCUAACCUCGGCAAUCGUCCGGCCGGCCAGUCACAACAUGCGAGGCUGGAUAUACCCACGCGUACUACCGAGGCCAUCAUCCAGGCCUGCAAAGCGAAAGGCAUCACUGUUACUUCCGCGGUCCACGCAGCCUACAUUCAGACGAUUAAGAAGCAUGCCGAUCCUGACCAUCCAUCGUGCCAUUAUGUCAAUACUGCGCAGUUCAAUCUCCGCCCCUACCUGCCCAAACAUGGGGCGCAGUACACUGCCUCGCUUGGUUACACCUUGUUUCCGGUGCACCUGGAGUCUCCAAACUCAUUCGACCAAACGGCGCAAGCUCUUAACCGCUUUUACCGGACGACGUUCGCCAAUGAUCCCAGUAAGCUGCCUUUGGUGCCGCAUAUGACGGACAUUCUGUUUGCUGUCACCCAAAGUCCGGAGUAUCAGAAGGGUCCAGUCCCUAGAGACGCAAUUCCUAGCAGCCUGGGAAUAAUUGAGAAAUACAUGCAGCGGUCCUACGGAACCAACAGAUUGAUCAUUCGGGAUUUCAUGCUCGGAGUCGACGUUGUAAUGGGCAUGAAUAUGUUGCUUAUGUCCACCUUCCGGGACCAAUUGCAGCUCGUGUACAGCUUCAAUGACGCGUACCACGAACCCGAGCAUAUCAUGCAGUAUCUGCAGGGAAUUGUGGAAGUCCUUACGGAGGAACUAUUGGCAAACUGA
Molecule: messenger RNA, 1393 nt
Organism: Aspergillus vadensis CBS 113365
Lineage: Eukaryota; Fungi; Ascomycota; Eurotiomycetes; Eurotiales; Aspergillaceae
Exons: 1
Coding region: 53-1393 (446 amino acids)
Source: RefSeq, a predicted model, not a curated record